This is a messenger RNA of Nomascus leucogenys (northern white-cheeked gibbon), 585 nucleotides long. Its product is annotated as golgin subfamily A member 6A-like. Gene Ontology annotation, cellular component: cis-Golgi network; Golgi cisterna membrane; Golgi apparatus. The transcript has 9 exons. Bases 1 to 585 code for a protein of 194 amino acids. Lineage: Eukaryota; Metazoa; Chordata; Mammalia; Primates; Hylobatidae. Gene Ontology annotation, biological process: Golgi organization; spindle assembly. The record is from RefSeq and is a predicted model, not a curated record.
AUGUGGCCCCAACCCUAUCUCCCUCCCCACCCCAUGAUGUCAGAAGAAACUCGACAGAAAAAAUUGGCAGCAGCCAAGAAAAAGCUAAAAGAAUAUCAGCAGAGGAACAGCCCUGCUGUUCCAGCAGGAGCGAAGACAAAAAAGAAAAAAACUGGCAGUAGCCCUGAGACAACCACUUCUAGUGGUUGCCACUCACCUGGGGAUAGCCAGUACCAAGAACUAGCAACAGCCCUGCAGUCAAGCUCCAUGACAAUCAGUCAACUCAAUGAAAACAUAGAAUCAUUGAUAAGAAAACAGCAGAAGGAACAACUGGAACAUCAGCUGGAAGAAGCAAAGAAAGCAAACAAUGAAAUACACGAAGCACAAACGGAGCAGUUAGAGGUGAGCAUCAACAUCCUCACAUUGGAAAAGGAAGACUUGAAGACCGCCCUUUACCAUACUAAACGUGCUGCCCGACACUUCGAAGAAGAGUCCAAGGAUCUGGCUGGCCGCCUGCAAUACUCCCUACAGCGUAUUCAAGAAUUGGAGCGGGCUCUCUGUGCUGUGUCUACACAGCAGCGGGAAGAGGACAGGAUGGAGGAGUGA